AUGUUCGCCCGUGCUGGUCUCCGUACCCUUAACUCCCUCCCCCGCGCUCGCUUCGCGCAGGUCUCGCAGCAGAUCGCGCAGCGCCGCGCUCUCUCCGAUGAGGCCCGCAAGCUCAUAGACAAUGCCGUCCACGAGAACCCCCUCGUCGUCUUCAUGAAGGGCACGCCGGAGCAGCCGCAGUGCGGCUUCUCGCGCGCUGUGUGCCAGAUUCUCGAGGUCCAGGGCGUUCCCCGCGAGAAGAUCGUGAGCUACAACUGUCUCGAGGACCCCGAGCUGCGUGAGGGCAUCAAGGAGUACUCGUCUACGUCAAGGGCGAUGCACCAGGACGGAGAACUCGAGAAGCUCCUUGUCAAGGAGGGCCUUGCCCCCGAGCUCCCGCCUCUCGAGGAGGAGUCGAAGUAG
This is a messenger RNA of Trichosporon asahii var. asahii CBS 2479, 402 nucleotides long. RefSeq lists its product as uncharacterized. The record is from RefSeq and is a predicted model, not a curated record. The coding region runs from base 1 to 402 and encodes 133 amino acids. The transcript is spliced from 5 exons. Lineage: Eukaryota; Fungi; Basidiomycota; Tremellomycetes; Trichosporonales; Trichosporonaceae.